Molecule: messenger RNA, 3247 nt
Organism: Exophiala xenobiotica
Lineage: Eukaryota; Fungi; Ascomycota; Eurotiomycetes; Chaetothyriales; Herpotrichiellaceae
Product: threonine-tRNA ligase
Exons: 2
Coding region: 105-2675 (856 amino acids)
Biological process (GO): threonyl-tRNA aminoacylation
Cellular component (GO): cytoplasm
Molecular function (GO): ATP binding; threonine-tRNA ligase activity
Source: RefSeq, a predicted model, not a curated record
GCCGCCACGACCUCGCGAAUCACCUCGGAACGCCAUUGUUGUUGUGGAAGGGCGACGUUGUGUUGCGACGGUAUUUGCAGAUUCUGGGGGAAAAAUAAAUUUCUAUGUUCUCCGUUCAAGGUGCAUGCGGGCAACUGAAUUUCACCUCACACGUGAUUGGCGCCUCAAUUAUUCGACACUUGGGACACGGUUACCGUGCUCCCCACAAGUCGAUAUUGCACAACAUUCAAUAUCCCACGACCUCGACCCGAUCUUUUAUUAUGACCCACCAGAAGAAGGUCAGCCUCAACCCUCACGAUCUUUGGGGUGUCUUGAAAGGCGCCAAUAUGAGUCAAAAUGGCACGGCAGCGGGCCCUGGGCCUGACUCAUCCACCCCUGGUUCCAACGCUUCAAAAAGACCAGUGAGCCCAACAUCAAACAAGAAAGUCCCAAACAGACCAAAAGAGAUGUCUUCCAAGGCAGCCCCGCCGGCAAACCAGCCACCCAAGCAACUCCCGGAUUUCAUCAUUCAGAGAAACGAAUUUUUUGAUCAGCUAAAAAAGCAAUAUGACGAUGACCUCGCCGCGAGAGAAAAGUCGCCCAUACAGAUCAAACUCAUCCCAGCCUCCGGCCAAGAACUCUCCGUCGAAGGCAAAGCCUGGGAGACGACACCAGGUCAGCUGUUGAAGAACGUCCCGAAGGAACGCGCGGGCCAGAUCGUCGUUGCAAAAGUCGACGACAAAGUAUGGGAUCUCGACCGCCCGCUCGAAAAGGACAGCAAGGUCUCAUAUCUCACCUUUAACGACCCCGAAGGCCGCGAUGUCUUCUGGCACUCAUCUGCCCACGUGCUAGGUGAAUGUGCGGAACAUGAGUACGGUUGCCGUCUCUCCCACGGCCCGCCCACAGCCAUGGGCUUCUUCUACGACAUGGCCCUCGAGCCCGGCCAGGCCGUCCGCGAAGCCGACUGGGCAUCCCUGGAGUCUCGCGCGAAGAGAUACUUCAAGGACAAACAGCCAUUUGAAAGGCUUGAAGUCUCCAAAGACAACCUCCGCAAAAUGUUCGGCUACAGCAAGUACAAGAUGCACUAUAUCGAGAAAUUCGUUCCUGACGGCGAAUCGUCCACAGUCUACCGCAACGGCUCUCUCGUCGACCUGUGCCAGGGCCCACACAUCCAGAACACGAAGAGAAUCGAAUCCUUCAAGAUCAUGAAGAACAGCUCCGCCUAUUUCCUCGGCGACCAGAACAACGACUCUCUCCAGCGCAUUCACGGCGUCGCCUUUCCUACCAAGCAGCAACUCAAAGACUGGGAGCACUUCCUCGAAGAGGCCAAGAAGCGUGACCACCAAGCCAUUGGCCAACAACAAAAACUCUUCAUGUUCAGCCGUUUCUCCCCCGGCUCACCCUUCCUCCUCCCGCACGGCACACGCAUCUUCAACGCCCUCCAACAAAUGCUGCGCGAACAAUACUGGGAGCGCGGCUACCAAGAAGUCCAGUCCCCCAACAUGUACGACGUCGAGCUCUGGAAGAUCUCGGGCCACUGGCAGCACUACCAAGACGACAUGUUCCGCGUGCAAGUCAAAGAGGACUCGACCGACCCGAUGCCCCUGUCCGACCAAAAGCCCGACGGCAAGCCCGUCGCCCCGCCCCAAGCGCACGACAAGGACAAGGGCGUCUUCGCGCUCAAACCCAUGAACUGUCCCGGCCACUGCAUCAUGUUCCGCGACGAGGAGCGCAGCUACCGCGAACUGCCGUGGCGCGUGGCCGACUUUGGCGUGCUACACCGCAACGAAGCCUCCGGCGCCUUGUCGGGCCUCACCCGCGUGCGCAAGUUCCAACAAGACGACACGCACAUUUUCUGCACCAACGAGCAAGUCCAGACCGAGAUCGAAGCCCUCUUCGACUUCAUGGAGCACGUGUACGGCCUGUUCGGUUUCCCGUUCAAGCUGAAAUUCUCCACCCGCCCCGAAGGAUACAUGGGCAGCCUGGAGGACUGGGACGCGGCCGAGGCGCGCCUCAAGCAAGCGCUGGUCAACUUCCGCGGCGACGACUGGGAGAUGAACGAGGGCGACGGCGCGUUCUACGGGCCCAAAAUCGACAUCACCAUCUCCGACGCCCUGAUGCGCGAGUACCAGUGCGCCACGAUCCAGCUGGACUUCCAGGGCCCGCAGAACUUCAAGCUCGAGUAUCGCACCGGCGAGAGCGCCGAGGCCGCGCAGCAAUCCGAUGGUCGUGAUGCCAAGGGUCUGACCCCCGGUAUGGCUCGGCCUGUCAUGAUCCAUCGUGCCAUCAUCGGCUCAUUUGAACGGUUCAUUGCCAUCCUGUGCGAGCAUUUCGCAGGCAAGUGGCCCUUCUGGUUGUCGCCCCGGCAAAUCUUGGUCAUUCCAGUCAUGAAAGGUGCAGAGGACUAUGUUCGCGAGAUCCAGUCGAUUUUCCAUAAGGCGAGAAUGUACGUCGACAUUGAUGUCAGUGGGAAUACUCUGCAGAAGAAGAUUCGCUCAGGGCAGUUGGCUCAGUAUAACUUUAUCUUCGUCGUCGGCGCCAAAGAACAAGAAACCCGCACCGUGAACAUCCGCAAUCGCGACGACCCAGAAACCCAAAAAAUGGGUGAACUCAUCCCGCUGCAGAACGCGCUCGAACGGCUCACGGAGCUGCGCGACCAGCGACGUCUCAAGAACAAGAUUGACAUGUCCAACUAGCACUCUGCUCUUGCCAAGCAACAAGCGACAAGUCUGAUAUGUCGGACUAAUUUAGCUUCAUGGUUUUGGGGUCUCGUCAUACAACAAGCUUCUGCAACCUGCCGCAACAGAUCGAACUUGGGUUCCGUCUACGUGUGUACCUCUACACAAACGGUGCCACAUCCCUGUGGCUAGACUAGAAGAGAGGGUGAAAGCAACAGGGAUAUAGCAAUUGAGGGUCGCGGUGUGUUAGAAAGGUGGAAAUCGGACAGAAGGACAAAAGACUUGCCACGAGAGCAUAGCCGCUAUGACGAAGCACGUUAUCAUUGCAAUCUUGUUUGUUCCCACCUCAAGCAAUAGGUGAACCCUUCGUAGAUCAAACGGAUCAAGAGCUACUCGAAAUCAAACACACGAAACAACGAUCAAGAUCGUAUACUUGGCCAGCGCAUGUCAGAUUGCCUGGAACCAAUGUCACUCCUGGUUUUGUGCGGAUCGUCAGGCACACAUGACCGGAUAUCGAAAAGUAGGAAAAUGGUAUAAUUCAACAACUCCAUACCUCAUGCAGCCUGCUCGGGAGUCUCACCCUCAGCAAC